AUGUCUGAAUUACAAUACGAUGGCCAGGUUUGCGUGGUUACUGGUGCGGGUGCCGGUCUAGGCCGAGCGUACGCUCGAUUCUUCGCAGCUCGUGGAGCAAAGGUCGUUGUCAAUGACUUGGGUGGCUCGUUCAACGCGAAGACCAACGAAAGAAGCGGUGCUGUGGCCGAUCAAGUCGUUGCCGAAUUGAGGAAGAAUGGCUACACAGCUGUGGCCAACUAUGAUCCCGUUCAAGAAGGCGACAAGAUCAUCAAGGCUGCCAUUGACAACUUUGGUCGCAUCGACAUCCUGGUCAAUAAUGCCGGCAUUCUGCGGGACAUCACGCUACGAAAGAUGUCAGACGCCGACUGGGAUGUGAUUCACGAUGUGCACUUGCACGGUGCAUUCAAGACUACGCGUGCAGCAUGGCCAUAUUUCCGCAAACAGAAGUACGGUCGCAUCAUUCAAACAACAUCAGCUUCUGGCUUGUUUGGCAACUUCGGCCAGUCAAAUUAUGCUUCCGCGAAAUUCGCUCUGGUUGGCUUGGCCGAGACGCUUGCGAAGGAGGGAGCCAAAUAUAAUAUUCUAACAAAUGUGCUUGCGCCUGGGGCCGCAUCUCGACUGACCCAGACUGUGUGGCCGAAGGAGAUGAUGGAUUUGAUGGCACCAGAAUGGGUUGUCCCGCUUGUUGGAUAUCUGACCCAUGAAAGUUGUCGCGAGACUGGGUCCAUUUUCGAAGCUGGUGCUGGUCACUUUUCGAAAAUUCGAUGGGAGCGCUCAAAAGGAGUAUUGCUCAAGCCUGACGAGAAUCUGUCUGGCCAGCAUAUCAUCGAAAACUGGAAGAAGAUAGUCGACUUCACUGAUGCAGAACAUCCCAACCAGUCAGCAGACAUCAUGAGCCUGCUCAAGACCACGGCCGGUCUUCCGGCUAAUAAGCCGUUGUCUGCUGAAGGCCUGGGCUUGAAGGGCAAAAUCGCACUUGUCACAGGAGCGGGAGCCGGCCUGGGUCGAGCAUAUGCGAUGGAGCUAGCCAAGCACGGAGCUGUCAUUGUUGUCAACGACGUUGUCAACGCUGGAGCUGUAGCGGAGGAAAUUCGCAAAGCAGGCGGAGACGCUACACAUUGCGACAUCUCUGUAGAGCAAGGCGAUGCUGUUGUCAAUGCUGUGCUCCAGACACAUGGUCGCAUUGAUAUUCUCGUGAACAACGCAGGUAUUCUUCGCGACAAGGCCUUCGCAAACAUGACAGAUGACAUGUGGCACCAGGUAUUAAGUGUUCAUCUGCGAGGCACAUACAAGACGAUCAGAACUGCUUUGCCACACAUGGUGAAGCAGAAGUACGGCCGCAUCGUGAACAUCACAUCCACGUCAGGAGUCUACGGCAACUUUGGUCAAGCCAACUAUGCUGCAGCCAAAGCCGCUGUCCUGGGCUUCACCAAGGCCAUCGCACGAGAGGGCCAAAAGUACAACGUGACGGUCAAUGUUGUAGCUCCAGCAGCCGGAACUAACAUGACCCGUACAAUCUGGCCAGAAGCAGACGUCCGAGCAAUGAAGUCGGAAUACGUCGCACCACUUGUCGCGGCUCUGUGCAGCGAAAAGCCACCUGCAACGGGAGGCAUUUUCGAGGCAGCUGGCGGGUGGUUUGCGCAUACCAGAUGGAAUCGUGCACGCGGCAUGGACUUUGACUUCAAGGCUGGUCCUCCGACCGUUGAGGCUGUAGCAAAGGCGUUUCCCAAGAUCAUCGCUUUCGACAAAGACGCCGACUGGCCAGAAUCUCCACAAGACGGCAACAAAUACACUUCAGGCAUGGCAGUGAAAGCCGCCGGCCUCGAUGACAGCAAGGAGUCGCGAGCCAAGCGCGGAUAUAUCGCCAAAAUCCUCGAAGCCACUCAAGCAAAAUCCGAGCUAUCCACCUACACCUACGACGAUCGCGACGUAAUCCUCUACAACCUAGGCAUAGGCGCCAAACGUACAGAUCUAGACCUUGUCUUCGAAGGCUCCGACAACUUCUCCGUGAUCCCUACUUUCGGCGUCGUCCCAACCUACUUCGCUAAAGCCCCCUGGAACCUCCAAGACAUCGUCCCUAACUUCGACUACCGCCAACUUCUACACGGAGAACAAUACCUCGAAAUCCUCCAAUGGCCCAUCCCCACCGAAGCAACCCUCGAAACCGACAGCAAACUCAUCGAAGUCAUCGACAAAGGCAACGCAGCAAUCGUCAAACGCGGCAACACAACCUUUGACAAAUCCACCAAAAAACCAAUCUUCUACAACGAAGGCACAAUGUUCAUCCGCAAAGCUGGCGGGUUCGGCGGCCAACGUACACCCUCCGACCGCGGAGCCGCGACAGCAAUGAACAACCCUCCAUCCCGCAAAGCAGAUAAAAUCAUCGAAGAGAAGACCUCCGAAGAUUUGGCAGCUAUCUAUCGUCUCAUGGGCGAUCGUAACCCGCUCCAUAUCGAUUCCAAAUUCUCCAAAGUGGGAGGAUUUGAAGUACCAAUUUUACAUGGUCUGGCGACGUUUGGGAUUACAGGGAAACAUAUCUUCCAAUCGUAUGGCGCAAUGAAGAGUUUUAAAGUGAGGUUUGCGGGUGUUGUGUUGCCCGGUCAGACGAUUGUGACGGAGAUGUGGAAGGAGGGCGGGAAAGUGAUUUAUCGGGCGAAGGUGAAAGAGACGGGGAAGCCUUGUAUUUCGAAUGCGGCGGCGGAGGUUUGGGAUGGCGCAUCGAAAGCGAGGUUGUGA
This is a messenger RNA of Cercospora beticola, 2718 nucleotides long. RefSeq lists its product as uncharacterized. The record is from RefSeq and is a predicted model, not a curated record. NCBI's taxonomy places the organism in Eukaryota, Fungi, Ascomycota, Dothideomycetes, Mycosphaerellales, Mycosphaerellaceae. Gene Ontology annotation, molecular function: oxidoreductase activity.